Molecule: messenger RNA, 1923 nt
Organism: Ipomoea triloba (trilobed morning glory)
Lineage: Eukaryota; Viridiplantae; Streptophyta; Magnoliopsida; Solanales; Convolvulaceae
Exons: 2
Coding region: 1-1923 (640 amino acids)
Source: RefSeq, a predicted model, not a curated record
AUGGGACCAGCAGCUGGUGAGCAGUUGAUUGAGAGGAUCACCUCUAACAAUACUUACUGGUACACUGAGGGGGAUGAUAUACCCAAGAUAGAGAAAGCAGCUGGGAUGUUCGAAGUUGGAGAAAAGAUGGCAAUGCAGGCUCAGUUGGAUACCAUACAACACAUGUUAAAGCAGUUAGUACAGGGUCCUACUCAGAGUGUCCAGGCAGUUGCUCAGCCUCCACUAAUUCCACAGAGUCCUUAUGUUCCUAACCCCUAUUCUGUGCCACAAGUACCUCUUGUAGCCUGUUGUGCAACUUGUGGUGGAAAUCAUGUAGCUCAGACAUGUCCUUUGUUAGACUUCGGUAACCAAGUCCCUCAACCUAAUGUGGAGCAAGUUGAUCUCAUUGGUUAUUCUAGACCACAGGGCCAGGGACAAGGUUAUAGGAGCCAUCAGCAGCAAGGAAGGAAUCAGGUUGUUCCCUCUUGGAACAAUCAGGGAAAUCAAGUGAGAAACAAUCCACCAGGAUUUCAUGGUAACCAAGGGAAUAGGGGUGAAAAUCAAGGCCAGUGGAGAAACAAUCAGAAUUUUGGGCAAAAUAACCAGAAUGUAACUCAAGGGCAGUUCCAGCAAGGAAAUCAGAAUUUUGGGACCACUCAGGGUCAAGGUUCCUCUAGACCAUCUCAGGAUGUUGAUAUACAGCUUCUCAUGAACACUAUGAUGGCUCAGUUUGGCAAGCUACAAGCAGAGAAUCUUCAGCUACUGCCAGCAAGCACAGAAAAUCCAAGGCACCAAGUGAAUGCAAUCACCACUAGAAGUGGAUUAGCUUUGAAGGACCCCCCUUUCCCUUCGAAUGAUCCAGUGCUUGAGAAAGCUGAUAAGAAGGAUGAGGGUGUUCAGGUUGAGGAUAUUCUUGAUAAUAGUGAGGAAGAGCAUGUGGUGCAAGGAGAUAGUGUUAAGGAGAAAGCUCCUGAGCAGGAUGAGAGUGCUCCAAGUAAGAAGCAUGAAAGGAAGAACAAGAAGGUAGAUGACUCGGUUAUACCUUACAACCUGUUACCAUAUCCACAGAGGUUGUGGAAAUCAAAGGAGUCUGAUAGAGAGAGCAAGUUCCAUAAGAUGUUAGAUAAGCUGGAGAUCUCCAUGCCUUUUGUUGAAGCAAUCACUCAGAUUCCAUUGUACAAGAAGUUUCUAAAGAACAUUUCAGGCAAUAAGAAAAAGCCAGAGAAGAGUGCGGUGGUGGAUCUGAACGAAGGAGCCUUGACCUGUGCAGUUUUUCAACAUAAACUACCUCCUAAGCUGAAAGAUCUAGGUAGUUUUUCCAUCCCUUGCAUCAUUGGUGGAUUUGUAGUUGGUGGUUCUCUAUGUGAUCUGGGUGCCAGUGUUAGUCUUAUGCCAUAUUCCUUAUGUAAGAGGCUCAACCUGGGAACACCAAAACCCACCUCCAUGACCUUACAGAUGGCGGAUCGCUCCAUAAAGCGUUCGGUGGGAGUUCUAGAGGAUGUCCCGGUCAUGAUUGAUCAGUACUUUAUACCGUGGGAUUUUGUUGUUAUGGAUAUAGAGGAGGAUGCCAAGGUUCCUAUUAUACUUGGUAGACCUUUUCUAGCUACUGCUGGUGCACUUAUUGAUGUGAGGAGAGGAAAACUAGUGAUGGAGGUCGCAGAGAACAAGAAUGAAUUUGACAUAUUCAAAAUGGUGAAGCACCAGCCCUCAUAUGUUGAUGAGUGUUACUUGAUAGAAGGGCUGGGUGAGGGCACUGCUGAGAGUAGAAAGAUUGAGUUAGGGGAUUUACAUGUUUCCCCUAUUGAUCCUGGACCCCCUGAACUGUCAAGUGUGCUGAAACAAAAGAAAAAGUUCUCUAGUUCUGGUGGUUUCUACAAAAGAUGGAUGAGGGAGCUGUCUAAGUUCAAAAGGCCACCGGAUCGCGUGGUCCACAAUCCCACCUGA